This is a messenger RNA of Eptesicus fuscus (big brown bat), 2171 nucleotides long. RefSeq names its product USH1 protein network component harmonin binding protein 1 (gene USHBP1). Bases 1 to 2109 code for a protein of 702 amino acids. The record is from RefSeq and is a predicted model, not a curated record. The transcript is spliced from 12 exons. Lineage: Eukaryota; Metazoa; Chordata; Mammalia; Chiroptera; Vespertilionidae.
AUGGCCAAAGGCCUGGGGCCAGCUCAGCGGGACCCCCUGCAGGGAGCUCAGAGCCCCGAUGGCCAUUUGCAGGUUGAGCUGGACCCUGUGGCUGAGAGUUCAGAGGAGGCCGAGGCAGCCAGCGGGAGCUCUGAGCUAGGCCCUGUGCCAUCUCAGGAAAGCCGCAAGCCUGAGCUGCUGGGCCCUGAGGCCGAGGAGAGUGGGCAAGGCCUGAGGAGCAGAAACUUCCAUCGCUCACUUCGCAGCACUGACAAAGAGGCUGAUGGGGACUCCAGCAGGGGGCUGGCCUCAGCCCUCGAGGGACCCCAUGAGCCUGCAGAAGAAGCCCACCAUGCCCCAGAGGCUGAAGAGAUUGUCCUCUCUGGACCUGGGGCCCCCGACGUGUUUCAGACUCUCCAGCAUGCUCUGAGCUCACUGGAGGCUGCAGCUGCCGCCUGGCGCUGCCAGUCCCUGAGCUGUCCUGGGCCGAUGGAGAUGGAGGGCAGAAUCCAAGGGGAACCAAGGCCCUGCCUGGAGCUGGAGAGGGCAGGGGGCUGCCAGCGGGAGGUGGCCCACCUGGCAGAAAGGAACGCCUGGCUACGUUUGGCCCUGGGCAGCCGUGAGGACGAGCUGAUCCACAUGCAGGCCUCCCUGGAGGCCCUCCAGGGAGAGAAGGAGACACUGCAGAGAGAGGUCCAGGAGCUGCAGGAUUCCCUGCUGAGGCUGGAGUCCUUGCCACCUCCCUCCCACAGCCAAGUGGGUGGCUUGGGCAGCAGUUCCAGCAGUUCUGGGACUGUCAGGGAACCCUGGACCACUCAGGAUCCCUUCUCCCUGUCUCACCCCCUGCUCCGGCGCCUCCAGAGUGAUUCCAGUGCCCAGAUCCUUGGGCCUCUCCCCAACCGGCCCCUUGCCCCUGAGAUGCACAUUGUGGAAGCUCAGAUGGAGCAGCUCCAGGGAAGCAUCGAGAAGCUCAAAUGCUUUAACCGUCUGCUGUCAGCUGUGCUCCAGGGAUACAAGGGCCAGUGUGAGGGCCUCAGCAUGCAGCUAGGCCAGUGGGAGGCUGAGGCCACAGCACUACGUCUGGCCUUGCAGUAUAGUGAGCAUUGUGAGGAAGUGUACGGAGUCCUGCUCACUCUCCGGGAGGCAAACUCAGGAGCAGAAGUCCCCAGGAGUGAUGUGGAGGCAGCUGAGAAGGAGGCUCAGAGGCUGCUAGCUCAAGAGGAGGCUGUCAUGGAUGGAGAGACACUGUGGGAUCCCCAGCCAAGCCCGGAGGGCAGCAGUGUGGACAGGCCCACGCGACAGGAGGUGGCUGUCCAGCUCCGGGGCUAUGUCCAGCGUCUCCGGGAGCGCCGUGCUCUGGUGAAGAUUCUCCCAGAGCCCGGCCCCACCUUGGCACCCAUGCCCACUCUGCCCCAUGCAGAAGCCCUGGUGCAGGCCCUUCUGGAGACUCAGCCUGGCCCAGCCCUGCCCCGGCUGGAGAAGAGGCGGAUCCAGCAGGACCUGGAGGCCACACGGGAGACGCUGGAGGACCUGAUGCUGAGGCUGCAGCUGGUGCGGCGGGAGAAGCGGGGGCUGGAGCUGCAGGAGGCCGCCCUCCGCGCCCAGGGCCCGGUCCACAUGCUCCUGCUGGAGCAGCUGCAGUGGGAACGGGCUCAGCUGCAGACUCGGGGGGCCAACAGCAGCGGUGGUGGCAGUAGUGGCGGGAGCAGUGGAGAUGAGGAGCCGUGGUCCCAGGGCCCUGCUGUCCCUGGAGGCCAGAUGGGGAAAGUGCAGGAUCCGGAGGCGCUAGCUCAGGAACUGUCAGCGUCACUCGCCCGGGCCCUGGGCCUGUGGGAGCAGCUGCAGUGUCUUCGGGAGGAGCUGGAACAGGUGGCUAAGAAGGGGCGAGCCAGGCGUGCUCAGAGUGCCAAACUGAACAACGAUUUAUGUAAGGCUCACAGAGCCCUGGUUCUGGCCUUCCGAGGAGCCCAACGGAAGCAGGAAGAGCAGCGGAGAAAGCUGGAACAGCAGGUGACACUCCUGGAGGCCAGACAGGCAGAGGAGCUGGCGGCGCUAGAAGCCACCACAAGAGUCCUGGGGAGGCCCAGGCCAGCCCGCCCCCCGCCCGGGCCAGGGGAGACCUUUCUGUAGGCCCUGUACCUGGCUGUGUCUACAUGUGCCAGACAGUGGUGGCAGGCCCUGCCAUAAAUAUC